AUCGUUUUUUAAUAUUAAAGUUCUUCGAAAAAUUGAUAUGGGUCGGAAUAAAAAGACAAAUAAUAAUCAUCGGUAAUUUCAGUCGAAAUAACUCUUUCAAAGUGCAGCCAUAAUGUUGAAGACCUUCAUUUUAAUCUCUUUUGUGGCGAUAGCAGUCGCCAGAGAGAAGUCCCAAUGUGAGACCAAACACAACAUCGUAAAAGAGGACUGGGAUAAGUUGAAUGCAGAUCCUAGCAAACCUUCCGAAAAGAUGUUAUGUCUCUUUAAGUGCAUAUAUGAAGAACAGGGAUCUACAAACAGUGAUGGCACAAUCAAUGCCGAAAAACUGAUCGAGAACGUCAACAAAUGGAAACCCCUGAAUGAAGACUCCAAGACCUACAUAAAGGAUUGUGUCAAAAACCUUGGUCCAGUAAAGACCUGUGAGGAUGUUAAUGCCAGUUUCCAAUGUGCUCAACAAGCCAUAGAUAAACAGAAACAAUAAGGAACAGCUUACUUGUGUAGACAGAUCGCCCUAAACAAUGACAUGGAUGAACUGAUGAGGGAAAUGUAACGUUUCUUUGAAUUAAAUGUUUCAUGCACCUGAACGUCCUGAACUGAGAAAUAAAUAUAUAUUUUCUUGAAAA
Molecule: messenger RNA, 623 nt
Organism: Coccinella septempunctata (seven-spotted ladybird)
Lineage: Eukaryota; Metazoa; Arthropoda; Insecta; Coleoptera; Coccinellidae
Exons: 3
Coding region: 113-481 (122 amino acids)
Molecular function (GO): odorant binding
Source: RefSeq, a predicted model, not a curated record